This is a messenger RNA of Acanthosepion pharaonis, 663 nucleotides long. NCBI's taxonomy places the organism in Eukaryota, Metazoa, Mollusca, Cephalopoda, Sepiida, Sepiidae. The record is from the annotation of a GenBank genome assembly.
AUGAAACUCAUUUUCCGCCAUCAUAUUCUCAGGAAGAGAGUAAAGUUGAAAAAGUGUGACACACUGACAUUCACAUCUAUCUAUCUAUCUAUCUAUCUAUCUAUCUAUCUAUCUAUCUAUCGAGAGAGAGAGAGAGACAGACAGACAGACAGACAGACAGACAGACAAUUGUUAGUCUUAGUUUCUCUCUCUCUCUCUCCCUCUCUCUCUCUCUCUCUCUCUCUCUCUAUUUCUCUCUCCUUAUCUAUUGACUUAAAUUCAUAUAGCGUUGAAACAUUGGUCCUUCCUCAUCUUAUAUAUCUUUCUGUGCGUCGCUGUUUUUCUCUCUUUGUCUGUAUGUCUCUCUCUCUCAUUCUAUGUCUCUGUCUCACCUUUCUUUCUUUCUUUCUUUCUUUCUUUCUUUCUUUCUUUCUUUCUUCUCGACUCGUGCGAAGGCGUCCAAAAGCCACUUGGUUAUUUUGUUCGACAUUCUUUGUCACGACGGUUGUACGCUUGAGAAAACAAACACAAAUAAAGAUGUGUCGGAAGGCAACUUGUGGGACUUGUGGAAAGACUACGUGGAUGGGUUGUGGUAAACAUGUGGAAAGUGUCAUGAAGGACGUACCCGAAGAAGAAAAGUGUAAAUGUGAGAGACACAAUCCCAAAAUGUGUACGGCCUUGUAG